AUGUCUUCCUCAGUAUAUAACCAUAGAGUUCCCAGUUACAACCAAUCUAGGAAAAUGACGAUAAACAAGCAAGUAUUGUCCACGAAGAUGGAACUUGUUUUGCCUCUUACUCUUAUUUUCGCUCUGUUUUGUAUAUGUCCAACUUCAGCACACCGAAAUCAAAAAUUCGCCAAAGCAUUAAAGGAACAUUAUUUUCCAACAGCGGAAAUCGAUGUUCCAAACAACCUGUUGACGUACGUUGUUCGAGUUAAAAAGCCUGAUGAGGCUGGUUAUUCUCUUCAGUCGAAGGAGGAGUUGCAUGGUUGGUACCUUUCGCUUCUUCCAUCCAGUACAAAAUCUUAUCAUAACCAGAAGCGCAUCACUUUCUCAUACCGCAACGUGAUGGAUGGAUUUGCCGUGGAAUUGACCCCAGAAGAAGCCGAAGCUCUUCGAGAGAAGGAGGAGGUUGUGUCAGUCAGUCCAGAAAGGUCCUUUUCAUUACACACAACUCACACUCCAGCGUUCUUGGGAUUGCAACAAGGACUAGGAUUAUGGAAAAAUUCCAAUUUUGGGAAAGGCAUCAUAAUAGGAAUUCUGGACACAGGCAUAAACCCUGAUCACCCUUCUUUCUCUGAUGAAGGAAUGCCACUUCCACCAGCAAAAUGGAAUGGCAUCUGUGAAUUCUCAGGAAGGAGGACUUGCAACAACAAGCUCAUUGGUGCAAGAAGUUUCGUCAAAAACCCAAACUCAUCCCUUCCACUGGAUGAUGUUGGACAUGGGACCCACACAGCCAGCACAGCCGCAGGGAGGUUUGUGCAGGGUGCUAAUGCCUUUGGCAAUGCCAAAGGUACAGCAGUUGGCAUGGCACCUGAUGCACACUUAGCAAUGUACAAGGUAUGUGACGCCUUUGGUUGUUCUGAAAGCGCUAUACUAGCUGGAAUGGACACUGCCGUUGAGGAUGGUGUGGAUGUACUUUCUCUCUCCCUUGGAGGGCUCUCUGGUCCUUUCUUUAACGAUCCAAUUGCACUUGGUGCGUUCAGUGCAAUCCAGAAGGGAAUUUUCGUUAGUUGUUCAGCUGCUAACUCUGGUCCUGGUUAUUUCACUUUGUCUAAUGAGGCUCCCUGGAUUCUCACCGUUGGUGCCAGCACCAUUGACCGAAGAAUAGUGGCAGCAGCAAAACUUGGCAACGGGCAAGUGCUUAACGGGGAAUCUGUUUUCCAACCCAACAACUUCACGUCCACGUUACUACCACUUGUGUAUGCAGGUGAAAAUGAAAAUUCCUUCUCGAGAUUUUGUGCCCCUGGAUCCUUAGAGAAUGUGGAUGUGAAGGGAAAGAUAGUGUUGUGCGAGGUUGGUGGAUUCGUUAAGAGAGUAGACAAAGGACAAGAAGUUAAGAACGCUGGUGGUGUAGCCAUGAUCCUCAUGAAUUCAGUAAUUGAAUACUUCAGUCCCUUUGCCGAUGUUCACGUUCUUCCUGCUAUACACUUAAGUUACCCUGCUGGGUUAGCCAUCAAAAGUUACAUAAACUCAACCUCAACGCCAACAGCAACAAUCUCGUUCGGAGGAACAAUUCUUGGAAGUUUCUUUGCACCUGAAGUUUCUUCCUUUUCCUCAAGGGGUCCAAGUUUUGCAAGCCCGGGAAUUCUGAAGCCUGACAUCAUUGGUCCAGGACAGAACAUUCUAGCUGCAUGGACCGUGUCUUUGGACAACAAUGUGCCUCCAUUCAACAUAAUUUCAGGCACCUCAAUGUCUUGUCCUCAUCUCAGUGGCAUUGCUGCAUUGCUUAAAAACUCUCAUCCAGAUUGGUCUCCUGCUGCCAUAAAAUCAGCAAUCAUGACCAGUGCUAAUACAGUAAACCUUAGAGGGGUGUCCAUAUUGGACGAAAGGCAUCUACGUGCUGAUGUGUUUGCCACAGGAGCUGGACAUGUUAACCCCUUGAAGGCGAAUGAUCCCGGACUCGUUUAUGAUAUUCAACCAAAUGAUUACAUUCCUUAUUUGUGUGGCUUGAAUUACACUGACAAAGAAGUUGAACUGAUUUUGAAACAAAAAGUGGACUGCUCCGAGGUGAAAAGCAUACCGGAAGCUCAACUCAAUUAUCCCUCCUUUUCUAUUCUAUUGGGGUCUACUUCACAGUUCUACACCAGAACACUCACAAAUGUUGGACCCACCAAUGUAACCUACUGUGUGGAAGUUGAUGCACCUUUGGGAGUAGGAAUAAGCAUAAGCCCAGCUGAGAUAACAUUCACAGAGGUGAAGCAGAAGGUUACAUACUGGGUUGAAUUUGUUCCUAAAGACAAAAAGAGAGAGAAGGACGAGUUUUCUCAGGGGUCUAUCAAGUGGGUAUCUGACAAUUACUCUGUUAGAAUCCCUCUAGCUGUUAUUUUCCAAUGA
Molecule: messenger RNA, 2370 nt
Organism: Sphenostylis stenocarpa
Lineage: Eukaryota; Viridiplantae; Streptophyta; Magnoliopsida; Fabales; Fabaceae
Source: the annotation of a GenBank genome assembly